Molecule: messenger RNA, 3321 nt
Organism: Psilocybe cubensis
Lineage: Eukaryota; Fungi; Basidiomycota; Agaricomycetes; Agaricales; Agrocybaceae
Exons: 4
Coding region: 1-3321 (1106 amino acids)
Molecular function (GO): protein binding
Source: RefSeq, a predicted model, not a curated record
AUGGACCCAGUCAGCAUCGGCUACGGUGUGCUGUCAACUUCCUUCAAGGAGAUUAUGGCUCUACAUCAAUCAUACGUUGCUGCUAGGGGAAAUCGUGAAGACUUAGAGAGGCUCGCGAAAUUAAUUGAAGACUCAGUAAAUGAAAUGAAAGCGGUUCUGCCCAGCGAAGAAGUAGCCCAAGGUGCUACACUGUUUCAUUUGAUAGAAAACCUAGAUGCUUCGCGUAUCAACUGUCUUGAGCUGGUACCCUCUGAAGAUUCGUCGAAUAGGUUUGAGAGGAUUCGGAACAGGAUUCGGACUUGGAUGCGUGGCAAAGAGUUGAACCGACGACUGAACCAGAUUCGACAUGAGAUGGAAAGCUAUCAUGACGUCUUUCAGACUUCUUCUCUUGCGAGAACCGAGAGAAUGGUUGAGGCAGUAGCUCGCAAAUUAAACAUCAGCGACGUUGUCGAUACCUCAGUAGUUAGCACUGAGCUGACUACCACGGCCGACAACAUAGGCUCGGAGAUAACAGUGUCAACUCAGAUAUCUACACAGUCUCAUACGCUCAGCCCAGAUGAUAUCUCCUAUGUUUUCCUUCUCGAUCAACUCAACAACAUCAAUACAUAUUUGAACCAAAUGUUCUCUGGCCAAGGAUUGUCAUUUUCACUCGAUGCAUUCCCGCCAUCACAGCUAUUACAUCUACCACCAACCUCUAACACGGUGUUUUGCAACAUGUUUGACAGGAAACUUAUCGAGAGACAAGUUAUUGCAUUAGCACUUGAUGUGCAGGCAAGCUUGUCUGGACAUCGUAAACCUGCAUCAUUCCAGUCUAGCUCUCAGAAUAUCGCCAAUCUCUGCUAUGGGUUAUGUCGACUCGGACUUUACUCACAGGCCAUCACUAUUGCAGUCUGGGCAGUCAAUUUGUGUAGAGCGUGGGCGGAAACAGAUUCAACCAUAUACCACCGCUACCUUCCAGCGAGUUUACGACUUCUAUCCGAGAUUUACCUCUAUUCUGGGAGUGAUAAUCUCAGCAACGCAGAAGAUACCAUCAAUGACGCCAUAUUCAUCGGUAGGAAGUUACUGACUGGUGACCCAUCUAACGACGCGGAAGUGAAUGCAUUGCUUGGGACAUUGCUUCUACAACUGUCCUGCAUCAUGCUUGCAAAGGAUAAACUCGAGGCAUCAUCGAACUUUGCCAACGAUACCAUUACUGUCUACGAGAACAUCGUUACCAAGGACCAGGAUGUGUCCGAAGGUAACGUUUCCUCCCCAAUUACGGAAACAACGGCGCUCAGCCUGCGUUCUCGUGAAGACGGUGCUUUAUGUCGCUACGUCCAUGCUAUGAUCCAUUCAAGUAUGUUUUUCUGGAGCACCCACCAAUUCGAGCGGGUAUUCAAGACUGCUGUCAAGGCCCUGGACAUGCUACUCCAGGGAAGCCAGCAUACGCUAUGCGAUCAAUGCAACGGCACACAUCAAAUCUCCGUCUUUCUCUCUCAACUUUGCAGCGACGAAGUCAUGUCUCUCAAUCUCCUGGACGAGUAUAAAUAUCUAGAGUAUGCACAGAACUGUGUGAAAGAACUCAGGGUAUUUCAUAAGCAAAGCGAAGACAGGGAUUUUCGGGGCGAACUGUGUACUGCCCUCAAGAUAGAGGCGCAAUUCUUGAAAAAUCUCAAACAAUACGACGCCGCCAUAUCCGACUGGAAAGAGAUAUCUACUCUAGCUUAUGCAGAUACCUUUGAGGAUCAUGUGUUUCGCUCGGAGGCACUUUUCUCACUGGUCACGACGUUGAGCAGCCUCGCAAGAUAUGAAGAAGCUGCAACAUAUGGGACUCAGCUAGCAUCACUCCUCCGAGACACGUCGAGAGGACCUUCUGGCCUGGUGGCAGAGCAGUAUUUCGACAAUGGAAUGAAUUAUUUCCAAGCUGGAAUGUACCCCGAGGCAAGUAGAGAGCUUCAAGAGUGCCUCCUGCAACUCCGUAUGUUGGUUUCCACCACGGACGAGAAUGUAUAUCACACCCCAAUCACUGUCGGAGUGGUUCUCAACCGACUUGUUCACAUCCAAUUCCAUAACAAGGAAUACGCCAAAGCAUUCCAAUACGGGGGAGAAGCGCUCAGGUUCUUUUCAGUAACUAUGAAAUCCAAGCCAACUCAGGCUUCUCACUACGUCGAUUGCUUGACAUUGAACUUCAAACUGACAGUGGUCGUUGAUCUGGAACAAAGCAUUCGCCUAGAACGGACCCAGACCUGUCUGGAACACGCUCAGAGGUUGGCGGAGCAGUACCCAGACAAAUACUCUAUGGUGUACAUCGACAGCAUCAACCAUCAUACAAAGGUCCUUAUGUCGUUGGAUCGCUUAGAGGAUGCAUUAACAUCCAUUCAGCAUGGUCUUUCUUGGUUCAAUCGUCAUCCAGCUGAGGCCCCAGAUGAGGUUGUAUGUUACAUCAAAACCCUCACUUCGUAUUCCAAUGUGCUCCAUGUGAUGAGUGCUCCAGGACGUAAAGAUAUCCCGACGCCAUUGGACGCUCUUGACAAGGCCAUUGAAAUCGGAAGCUGUCAUCCAACAAACGAUGACAUAUAUGAAGAGCUCAUAAUGGCCAUGAACCAACGAGUUGUUAUCCUCGGUGAUCUCGGUCGAUACGCGGAAGCCUCCAUAGCGAGCAAGAAAUACGAGACUUUUGCUCGCAUGCACUUUGAAGAGCACCAUCACGAGUACAUAUCCUGUCUUCAGCAUUGUGCUUUGGCAUCCAGAAACACGGGUGACUACGAUGCUGCACUAGGUUAUAUAUCAGAAGCCCUGCAAUUAUCACUCUCAUGUGGAGACGGAUGCGGAAAUUCUGAAAGAGGCGAUAUUUAUCUCUUUCUAUCUCAUGUUCUCGGCGACGUGGGUAAUGAUAUCGAGGCGGCUCAAACUUCAGAAAGACUAUUAAAGUCGAUUCAAUCUCUCGAAGACUCAGAAGAGGCAUAUCAUCAACCAAGGUAUAUCAAUGCCUUGGAAGUCCAUGCUAUGCACAAAGCUUCCAAGGGCCUUGUUUCAGACGCGUUGGAAGCAAUCCAAAAGGUGCGGGUAUACUAUGAGGCAAGGACGGCAAAGAGACGCAGCUCAUUCCCGUCGCUUGCACGUGCACUCUAUCUGGAGAGCACAUUCAACUGCGCUCUGGGGAAACACGAGGAAGGGAUCUCUCUCAAUGCCAAAUUCAAGGAACUGGAACUCAUUGUCAGCCGUGAGCAACCCGAAAUCGCUAAACGAGCACGCCGAUAUGUGGACAAAUAUCUGACAUUUCCUUCCACGAUUUCAAUGCUAAGCAAACUUAACAUCACCUGUAAUCAUCACUCAUUAUAG